Molecule: messenger RNA, 510 nt
Organism: Zasmidium cellare ATCC 36951
Lineage: Eukaryota; Fungi; Ascomycota; Dothideomycetes; Mycosphaerellales; Mycosphaerellaceae
Exons: 1
Coding region: 1-510 (169 amino acids)
Source: RefSeq, a predicted model, not a curated record
AUGGUCGCCGACCAUGCUGACCUCUAUGUCCAGGACUUCGACAACGAGCUCCAGUGGACAGCCUCACCAAUCUCCGACUUCAUCGAGCUGCCCAUGAAGAUCACCUCAAACCGCGCCAUCACCGACAUCCCAGAGGUAGAAUACAGCGACGCCAGCGAAGUCAACCAGCCCGCCGAGCGACUCUUCCUCGAUGUCACACCUCAAAGCGCGGUCUUCGGCCAACCGCCGUCUAUCUCUCCCACUGGCAAUAUCACGGUCGCGCGCGUCGAUGGCGGACAGCUUCAUCCUUUCGUCCUCAGGUUCAUCUUCAUCUUCACUAAGGCGAUCAUCGACUACACCUCGGAGAGUAUCGAGGAAGCUCGCAGUGACCUCGAGAAGGAGGAGAAGAAGGCGCUUGGUCGAUGUUAUUUUAGGUCGGAGGUUUUCUAUGACGGCUUCGAAGUUGUGCGCGGGUGGAACACGAGGAUAGGCAAGCAGUCGGAGUGGGAAGCUGUUGAGAAUCCGUUUUGA